AUGGCAAAUUCAGCUACAGGAUCGCCGUCACCAUCGUCUGAGACGACGGCGCUGCCAUCAUACUUCAACGGUACUGCGGCUGCCCCCGAUCAGCCAGGCGCAAGUGCUGCACAGUUAUCGCAACCCUUCGCUCCCUCAGAGCAGAGUCCUGUCGAUAAUCAGCGUGAUCCAAUAUUAUCUCCAACUCAAUCUGCUCUUCAUCCUCUCCCUACCAAACCUGUCAGCCAGCUCUCUUCUCAAUCCGCCACCCCGGCCAUGACUCAGUCUUCUACACCCGCGCCUGCGCAGUCCAAACCCCGCAUUGUGGGUGGUUUUGAAGUUGAUGAUGAUCCUGAAGAUGAGGAAGGGACACAAGACGGAAAGGAUGAGGUUGAUGUCUACGAUCCGUCCGUGGGGCUAGACUUCGACGUCUCGACACCUGCUCCUCCCCUUGCAAAUCAAAACUCCAAUUCCCUUAAUAGAGCUUCCCAGUCACCAGAACAAGAAAAUGGAAUCACUCCUGUUCCUGUCCAGGCCACUGGUAGUCCUGCUGACGCUGACCUUUCUUCUUCCACUACUCUUCCUUCUGGUGCCAGUGUUGAUGUGCGUGCUGCCACUGCCACACCUUCUCACUCAGCUCCUGAUGUUCCGACUCAGAACUCUCCACCCCUCGCGCAUGUGAAUGCCUCUGUUGCUCCAGGCUUACUUAAGUCUCGACUAGCUCAUGAUGUGGUUGGUAUUCUGGAAGAUCGCAUCAAGGAUGACCCUCGUGGUGACAUUGAUGCAUAUCUUGAACUAAUCGACGAAUUGAAGAGUCGAAACAAGCAAGAAGAUGUCCGUCGAGUGUACGAGCAAUAUCUCAAAGUCUUUCCCCUGGCCGCCGAACAAUGGUGUGCAUAUGUGAAAUGGGAAGAGGAGCAAGAUCGAAUGCGGGCCAUGGAAACCCUCUUCAACCGAUCGUUGCUUGAUGUGCUUGAUGUGCAACUCUGGACUUUGUACAUCAACUAUAUCCGCCGACGGAACAGCAUGCAAACUGGCGAUAUCACUCGCUCGUACACCAUCAUCAACGACUCCUUCACCUUUGCACUCAAGACUAUCGGAAUGGACAAGGACUCGGGCCAAUUAUGGCAGGACUAUAUUAACUUCCUCAAGACUGGCCCGGGAAUCGUUGGUGGCAGCGGUUGGCAAGAUGGGGCAAAAGUCGACGCUUUGCGAGAGGCAUACCAAAAAGCAAUUGCUGUUCCUACCGCAGCAACCAUGCCCCUCUGGAAAGAAUACGAUGCGUUUGAGACCGGGCUGAACAAGAUCAACGGUCGGAAAUAUCUUCAAGAGAAGUCUCCGGUCUACAUGACCGCCAGGACGGCCUUCACCCAGCUGCAGAAUUUGACAAAGGACCUGAAAAGGACCUCGAGACCGCAAUUGCCACCCGCACCUGGGUUUGAGGGUUAUGCCGAGUAUAUGCAUCAAGUUGGUCUGUGGAAGCAGUGGAUUGAAUGGGAGAAAGACGAUAACCUUGUUCUUAAAGACGAAGACCCUGCUUUGUACAAGAACCGGAUUUUGUUCACAUACAAACAAGCACUCAUGGCCCUAGAAUUCUGGCCUGAGAUGUGGUAUGAUGCCGUGGAAUUCUGUUUCAGCAAUGGCCUCGACGCCGAAGGCACCAAGCUCCUCAACCAAGGAAUUACGGCCAACCCGGAGUCACCCCUGUUGGCAUUUAAACUGGCAGACCGUAUCGAGGUGUCCACUCAGAACGAUGAAAGUGCAGAUCCCGGCGCCAAAGAACGGAUGAAGAAAAUAAGAGAGCCAUAUGACAAAUUGUUGGAUGCACUCUACGAAUUGAUUAAGAAGGUAUCGAUCCGCGAGAAACAAGACAUUCAGAAGGCGGAACUUGCAGCUGCUGGCAACGGAGGGGAUGGUUCUGGGGACGACGACAUCAAUGCUUCCAAUGUCGCAACCAAGAAGGCGGCCCUCGACAGCCAAAUUGAGACGAUCAAGAAGAGUGCCCAAGCACAGACCGAUGUCCUCAGUCGAAUGGUCUCGCAUGUCUGGAUCGCACUGAUGCGCGCGACCCGACGAGUGCAGGGAAAAGGCCUACCAACAGAACGAGGACCUAGUGGCUUCCGUGCUGUCUUUGGCGAGGCGCGCAAGCGAGGCAAGCUUACGAGCGACUUUUAUGUCGAAUCUGCUCGGAUUGAGUGGCAAUGCUACCGGGAUCCCACGGGCACCAAGAUCCUUGACCGUGGUAUGAAGCUGUUUCCUGAAGACGACUACCUCCCGCUUCAGUAUGUGAAACACCUCUUUGACAUCAACGAUGUCACGAAUGCACGAGCCGUCUUUGAGACCACGGUCAAGAGACUUCUGGGCCACGACGACGCUGAGUAUACAGCAAAGGCCAAACCGCUGUUUGCUUUCCUGCACGACUACGAAUCCAAGUACGGGGAAUUGGCUCAGGUCCAGUCGCUUGAAGAGCGGAUGAAGAAGCACUUCCCUGAAGAUCCUCAGCUGAAACUCUUCUCCAGCCGGUACAACACCUCGUCUUUUGACACUAUGAAGACGUAUCCCGUCAUCUCGCCACAGCAAGUGAGGCCUCUGCAAAACGUGGUCAUGCCCUCUGUGGAGGUAUCUGAAGUCGUGAACUCUCCCAUUCAAAAGGUGAUUGACGCCAUCACAACCCAUUCUCCGAAACGGCCAUUCCCAGACGAUUUUGAAGAUGUUGGUCCACGUAAAUUGGCGCGUGGCGAGUCGCCCUUGAAAGGUGCAGCGGGUCGUCGCAUGAAUCAACAACAGCAGCAACAGCAACAGCAGCGCCAGAUCAACCCUCCUGUCGGGAUGCCACAGUUUCAAGCUCCUCCACCGCUACCGCCAGCAGUUGUUUACCUUCUGAGCAUCCUGCCAAGGGCUUCGACGUAUGUCGACACCAGGUUCGAUGCCGUGAAGAUCAUGGAGUUGAUUCGCGAUGUUCGUUUGCCUCCGCCAGGCGCAGUCCCUGCCCAACACAGCCAGACUCCAGCCCCGGCACCCCAGCCAGGUUGGCCUGCGUAUCCACCACAUCCACCUGUACCUAUCCCGCCACAAGGCUUCGGACCGCCGACUGGUGUUACACAAGGUCCGUACGGAGGAGUCAGGUUGACCCUGAUUAUACCCUUCGCAAGCUCAAGCACUGACACCACAACGAACAGCCUAGAGAUCUUUGAGUCAACAUGUCUGGAGCAGCCCGCAAGCGAGGUGCCGGUCGCGCGACUAGGGGUCAGCAGCCGGCCGAGACCUCUUCUCGUCGUGGCGAUCGACUUCAAGUUCCUGGCGGCGGCUUUGACGGGCCUGCUUCUCGAGGAAGCGCCUCUCAGUCUGGUCCCGGUUCUGCAGGUCGCGGUGCGGCCUCCACAGCUCCCUCUGUCGCGUCAGGUGCUGGUAGUCCCAGUGUCUCGCAAGGCGGCCCCGAAGAGCAGUCUCAACCUCGUCGCAGCAGUCAGUCGGGCGGUGCACCUCCACAAACUCAAGGGACUGUCCUUCGAGGUGAUCCAGCCCAAGACAGACCGUCCAGAUUCACGGAUCAGAUGCGAAAUGUCGAUCUUCCAGCAUCGUUCUACAACAUUGAUCAGCUUGUAA
Fonsecaea monophora is the source of this 3585-nucleotide messenger RNA. RefSeq lists its product as hypothetical. The record is from RefSeq and is a predicted model, not a curated record. Gene Ontology annotation, biological process: mRNA 3'-end processing. Gene Ontology annotation, molecular function: protein binding; mRNA binding. NCBI's taxonomy places the organism in Eukaryota, Fungi, Ascomycota, Eurotiomycetes, Chaetothyriales, Herpotrichiellaceae. The coding region runs from base 1 to 3585 and encodes 1194 amino acids. Gene Ontology annotation, cellular component: nucleus. The transcript is spliced from 4 exons.